AGAGGGGGAGGAAGAGUGAGAGGUAGGGGUAGAGCUGGUAGAGGAGUUCAUGGCCAAAGAAGACAACAACUUUCAAAUGAAAUCAGAGCAACCUUAGUUGAUCAUGUCAUCAACCAUGGGCUGACAAUGCGAGAGGCUGGACAGAGAGUGCAGCCCAACUUGAGCCGUUUUACUGUCGCCUGUGUCAUCCGGACAUUUAGACUGGAGUACAGGACUGAGAGACGCAACCAUGGUGGAGGAAGGGGCCAAAUGUUCACCGGGGUACAGGAAGCUGCCAUUGUAAACUUGGUUUUCGGAAAUAAUGAAAUCAGAUUACGAGAAAUUCAAAGCCACAUCAUCCAAGACAACACCAUAUUCAACAACAUUCAACGAGUCAGUCUGUCCACAUUGGCUCACAUUCUCAAGCGAAACCAAAUCAGAAUGAAACAACUUUAUAAGGUGCCGUUUGAGAGAAACUCUCAAAGAAACAAAGAGGUCAGACGAGCAUAUGUGGAUGGAGUACUGGAAAUGGAUGCUCAUGCAAUCCCACAUGAGUUCAUCUUUAUAGAUGAGGCUGGGUUCAACCUAGCAAAGACCAGAAGAAGGGGGAGAAACGUCAUUGGCCACAGAGCCAUUAUAGAUAUUCAUGGACAACGUGGUGGGAACAUCACAAUGUGCGCUGCCAUCUCCAAUACGCAUGGUGUCCUCCACCGUCAUGCCAACCUUGGACCAUACAACACAGCCCAUAUUCUCACAUUUCUGGACAGACUCCACAACAUUCUCAUACCACCAGAGCGAAUGAAUGAUGCAGACCAUCAAAGAACCCGGUACGUUGUAGUAUGGGCCAACGUGAGCUUUCAUCGUGCAGCCCCAGUCCAAAACUGGUUUGCUGACCACCCACCAUUUCUUUUGCAAUACCUCCCACCAUACUCACCAUUUCUGAACCCCAUAGAAGAGUUAUUUUCGGCAUGGCGGUGGAAGGUAUACGACCGGCAGCCCUUUGUGCGCAUGCCUCUUGCGCAGGCUAUGGAAGAGGCAUGUGAUGAGAUUGAUGUGGGUGCGAUUCAGGGAUGGAUAAGGCACUCAAGGCACUUCUUCCCUUGA
Messenger RNA from Salmo salar (Atlantic salmon), 1083 nucleotides. NCBI's taxonomy places the organism in Eukaryota, Metazoa, Chordata, Actinopteri, Salmoniformes, Salmonidae. The record is from RefSeq and is a predicted model, not a curated record.